Drosophila grimshawi is the source of this 1443-nucleotide messenger RNA. RefSeq names its product sugar transporter SWEET1. Gene Ontology annotation, molecular function: sugar transmembrane transporter activity. Bases 192 to 890 code for a protein of 232 amino acids. Gene Ontology annotation, biological process: carbohydrate transport. NCBI's taxonomy places the organism in Eukaryota, Metazoa, Arthropoda, Insecta, Diptera, Drosophilidae. The record is from RefSeq and is a predicted model, not a curated record. The transcript is spliced from 3 exons. Gene Ontology annotation, cellular component: membrane.
ACAGCGCCAGCGUUGUGGAGCCCAGUAGUCGUCCUCAGUUGUUACGGCAGCGGCAGUCCGUUUCGUUUGGUCGUUGUUAGGUUUUUGUUUCGUUUUACAUUAUUUAUUUACCAACCAAACGACUCGAUUGCCAGUGUUGCAGACGCAUAACGUGUUUCUUUCAAACAUAAACAGACAAGACUUCGAACAACAUGGAUGGAAUUAGCGAUCUUUUGGAGCCAUAUAGUGAAACAAUUGGCAAAAUAGCCGGCACAAUAACAACACUACAAUUUCUGUCUGGCAUCGCACUUUUGAAUGACAUACGUAAAAAGCAGUCUAGCGAUGUUUAUCCCGUCGAACCGUUUUUGGGCGGAAUUGUGCUCACUGUGCUGAGCGUAAAACUGGGUCAAGUGAUGGGUGACCAGCCAAUGAUGAAGGUCAACAUAAUUGGAUUUGCCAUCAAUACGGUGUUCAUGGUUGGCUUCUAUUAUUAUGCGUCCGGCGAGAGAAAGACGCAAAUUUGGGCAAAAAUUGGCUACGUUUCGCUGUUCCUCAUGUCCUGCAUAGCGUAUGCCAACUUUGAGGAUCCGAAACAAGUUGAAUUCCGUCUUGGCAUGAUCAUCACCGGCAUCCUGGUGUGGCUCGUUGGCUCCCCCCUGCUGAACAUUCCCAACGUCAUCAAGAACAAGAGCACCGAAGGCAUGCCCUUCCCCAUUAUAUUUGCUGGACAGCUUGUGGUUACUGCAUGGAUGUUUUAUGCGUUCUCCAUUCGUAAUCAUGUCAUGGUGUGGCAGAAUUUGCUCAUCUUUGUUUUGGGUGGCAUCCAGCUCUCGAUGUUUGCCCUCUAUCCGAACACACCGGUCAAGAAGCAGCCACCAAGUGGCAAGAAGAGCAGCAAGAAAAAUAACUAAUUCGAUAGAUAGGUUCAAAAAAUCAAAAAUAUUCAAAUUUUUUAUCAUCAAAAUGAGGGACAUUUAAUGGCGCCAUUUAUGUAGUUAGUAUAUAAAAAAAAAACUGUGCAACAAAAGUCAACCAAUUGAAAAUGAUUACUCUUUUCUACCUAUAUAAGCAAUUUAUAUAUACAUCUAUAUUUUCUUAGAACAAAUCGCGCUUCUAGUACAAUUCUCGCCAAGCGAUCGAGCAUUAUCAGAAUGUAAUUAGCUAAGCUUUUACUUUACAAAACUAGCAAAUAUUUCAAAUACUAUACAUUAGGAUAAGCCGAGAUAUAAUAUCAAAUUAGAUGAUUAUUUGAAAUAGUUCAAGUUUUGUAAAGUAUGCCCAAAACUAAUCCAAUAUUGUCCAAUAUUCAAUUCAAUUAAAUAACAUUUGUACAAAGCGUAACAAACUAUUUGCAAAUUUUGACAAUAAUUCAAAUCUUCCAAAUGCAUAUUUAUAUAUAUUGUAUAUAAAAAAAGUGUAAUUAAUAUAAAUAUUAUUAUUAAAUCAAUAAACGUGUUACAAAAU